Solanum tuberosum (potato) is the source of this 1643-nucleotide messenger RNA. RefSeq lists its product as uncharacterized. The transcript is spliced from 2 exons. The record is from RefSeq and is a predicted model, not a curated record. Bases 182 to 1228 code for a protein of 348 amino acids. NCBI's taxonomy places the organism in Eukaryota, Viridiplantae, Streptophyta, Magnoliopsida, Solanales, Solanaceae.
CGAAACUGUAGUUGGCGAAAUGCACCCGUACUCGCAUCGUAGCGCGUGCAAUUAAUCUUUCUUCCCUCUUCCUUCUUCAUCAUCACUGAUAUGAACAGUCAAAGCACUAAAACCUCCUGGAAUACAAUUGAUUUUGAUCUAUUAGGUGUUUUGAGACAUCAAAAGGCAAACGCCUUAAGGAAUGUUCAAACGCGAAAACAGGAUGCUGAAGCUACGAAAUAAUGGCCAAUGUAUACGAAUGCCUGUUAUUACUAUGUUUUUUGUUUUGAUUUGUGUUCUAGUUUGGGUUUUCUGUAGGGAAACUGGAGAAAAAUCUGAUUCAUUGUCUGGUUUAAUUAAGGAAAAUUUGAGUAGUUUUAGCUUUUCGGUUAAGUUAGACCCGACUGUGGAGUUCAGAAAUGGAACAGAUUUAAUAUGGCAAAUACCGGACUCACCCAAGGCAAUUCUUUUUCUGGCACAUGGUUGUAAUGGUAAAGCAGCGAACUUUUGGGACAGAUCACCUAAGUGCCCAAAUUGUGUGGGUUUACCUGAAGAAAGGCUUAUCGUUCUUCAUGCCUUAGCUAGGAGAUUUGCAGUUCUUGCGGUGUCUAGUGCUGGGAGGUGCUGGUCGAUGGAAGAGGAAAGGGUGAUUGUUAAAGAUAUUAUCGAAUGGUGGGUUGUUAAACAAAAGGUUCAAAGCUUGCCUAUUGUAGCUUUGGGUGCUUCGUCUGGUGGAUAUUUUGUUUCAGUCCUUGCAACUGAUUUAAGAUUCAGUAGCAUAACAAUAAUGAUUGCUGAGGGAUUGUUUGAUCGAAUGGACAUUUCGAAGAGUUAUCCUCCUACCCUUUUUGUGCACAUGCCCAAAGAUAAAAGGAGAAGUGUGAGAAUAGCCAGAUACUUGACACUCCUGCAGGGUAAAGGCAUUGAUGUUGCAGAGGUCAAAUGCAUGGAAUUUACAUUGUCACCAAAUCUAUUAUCUGAUAGGAUUCCCGGUCUUGAUCUAGCUACCUCUGUGAAGUUGUAUAGUCUGUUCCAGGAAAAGGAUUUUGUUGAUACAAAAGGUUUCAUGAGAAAUGACGGGCGUGCAAUACAAUGGAAGGCAGCUCUCAAGGAGAGUGGGAUUAUUCUCCCAGACAAGUCCAUAGCAAAUCACAUUCAAGAAGAAAUGAACCUUGCGUUUGCUUAUCAUGAAAUGACCAGUUUGCAGUCUGAGCAAAUCUUUAACUGGUUUGAAACUCAUAUGAGCUGAUCAGAUUCUUAUGCUGUGUAAUCUUCCUUGAGUCAUCAAGGAUGGAAUAUCGUUGCCAUGGCUUUGGACUGGGUGACAACAGAUCUCAAUACUGUUGUGUAUGUUAUUUCACGAGGUUGAAGUCCAAGUGGGAAUAACUGUGGUCACAUUGUGAUGAAAAAUAUUGUAUCAGCAUUCAAACUUCCUACAUGUGAAAAGGGCUGUCUACUGUUAUCAUUUGGAUUGUCCUUUUUUUAUAUCCAGAAAAGAAUGUAUAGUGCACACUUAGGAACUAGGUCUGCAUUCUUUUUUGAGAGGAAAGUAAUUGAAACUAGGUCUAUUUUCUUGUGCUUAGGGAUGGAACUUUUCAAGUGUAAGUUCCUAUAAUUUCUUGUUAUCUCAACAUUAAAGGAAACACAACCUUUCUGUUCUUGAA